Phascolarctos cinereus (koala) is the source of this 1005-nucleotide messenger RNA. Its product is annotated as interleukin-1 alpha. The record is from RefSeq and is a predicted model, not a curated record. Gene Ontology annotation, biological process: cytokine-mediated signaling pathway; positive regulation of immature T cell proliferation in thymus; positive regulation of gene expression. Gene Ontology annotation, molecular function: interleukin-1 receptor binding; cytokine activity. Lineage: Eukaryota; Metazoa; Chordata; Mammalia; Diprotodontia; Phascolarctidae. Gene Ontology annotation, cellular component: extracellular region.
CAAGCCUUCACGGAGAGACGCAGUCACACAGAGCCUCAGGACACAAGAGGAGUUACCAUGGCCAGAGUGCCUGACAUGUUUGAAGAGCUCAGUUCCUGCAACAGUGAAAAGGAGGGAUUGAUUUCGGAUAUUGACCAAGUCUCACUGAGUCAGGAGUCCUUCUACCCUACCUCCAGCCCACACCACAAAGAGAAUUGGACAAAAGUAGAGACUUCUGAGGAGACACGCCAUCUUAACUUACAAGACUGUGUGGCAGAAUCAGCUGCCCAACAGGAAAUAGAAAAGAAGAGACAACUUACCCGGAGGCAUCCCAUCACCAAUGAUUACUCGGUGAACGUUGCCAACAUUCCAGAAGAAGAUAAAGAUGUAAUCAAAUACAAGUUGGCCUCCUUGACCUUUCAAAACAAGGUGGUGUUUGAGUUCCAGUCCUUUAUAACCGACCAAAAAGUGUGUGACCUUAAAUAUCGGAAUUUAAUUCGACGAGGAAACAUCCUGAGAGCUAUCGCUAUACAAAAGUCAACACCUGAAGCAACAUUUGACAUAGGCAGGUAUGUAACUCUAUCCCCUGCACCAAAUAAUGGGAUCGCUGUGACUUUAAGGCUCUCAAACACACACCUGUAUGUGACUGCAAUGAAGGAAAAUGAACCUAUACAGCUACAGGAGAUUCCAAAGACACCGACCGAGCUUGAUGGUUCUCAGAGUCCCAUCCUCUUCUACUGGACGGAGCACUACUCUUACGGCGGCACCUUUGCCUCUGUUGCCAAUCCAGAACUGCUUCUGGCUACCCAAAACAAGGACGCCCUAGUGUCCCCCAAAGUCCUCAUGAUCCUUCCACCCCUGAUGCCCCCGGAAGUCCCCAUGACCCCUACACUAUCUAAUGUCCCUCAAAGUCAUCAUGACCCCCACAGCCCUAGUGUCCCUCGAAGUCCUCCUGACUCCUACACCCCUAAUGCCCCCGGAAGUCUCCAUGACCCCUACACCCCUAGUGCCCCCCAUGCCCUAUAA